AUGGGAUCAUCAAACAAUCCUUCUCCCAUUGAGGAACAUCUAUCAGACCAUACUGAUCAUUUCCUUGCAGAAGUUUCUAGAAAAGCACCGCCAUGCGACUACGCCGAGGGGGAGUGGGUCCCAAGCGAGACGGCCCCGCUCUACAACGGGACGACGUGCGACACGAUCAAACCCGGCCAGAACUGCAUGGCGCGAGGCCGGCCCGACCGGGGCUUCCUCUUCUGGAGGUGGCGGCCGAGCCGGUGCGAGCUCCCGGGGUUCGACCCGGCCGCCUUCCUCGAGCUCGUCGCGAACAAGCACGUGGCCUUCGUGGGCGACUCCCUCGCCCGCAACCAGCUGGAGUCCCUCCUCUGCAUGACGGCCGCCGCCGCGAGGCCGCGCCUCGUCUACGCCGACGGCGAGGACAACAAGUUCCGGCGGUGGCGGAUCGCAUCGCACAACGCCACAUUCUCGAUUUAUUGGUCGCCUUUUCUAGUGAGGGGGGUUGAGAAAUCGGCUGAGAGAAACUUCAACGAGCUGUUCUUGGAUUCCGCCAACGAGAUUUGGGCGGCGGAUUUGAAGGAUUUGGAUGUUAUCAUUUUCUCGGCGGGGCACUGGUUCCUGCACACGGCGGUUUACUAUCAAAACGACGUCGUUUUGGGCUGCCACUACUGCGAGAACCACACCGAGAUCGGAUUCUACGGCGUUUUCGGAAGGGCUUUGCAGACGGCGUUUGAUACCGUAACGGAGAGAGGGGGGAAAACGGAUGUGAUCUUGACGACGUUUACGCCGGCGCAUUUCGAGGGGGAUUGGGACAGGGUCGGGGCGUGCGCGAGGACGACGCCGUUUAGGGAGGGGGAGAAGGUUCUAGAAGGGAUGAAUGAGGAGAUGAGGAGGGUUGGGGUGGAGAGGGUGGAGGAGGCUAGGGUUAGGGCUAGGGAGUUGGGGAAUUUGGAGGUGAGGUUUGAGGCUUUGGAUGUCUCGAAGAUGGCGUUGCUCCGCCCCGACGGGCAUCCCGGCCCGUAUAUGAACCCGUACCCGUUUGCCAACGGGGUGGGCGAGCGCGUGCAGAACGACUGCGUGCAUUGGUGCCUGCCCGGCCCAAUUGACGCGUGGAAUGAGAUUUUGUUGGAAUUGAUAAAGAGGUUGAGAUCGUGAUUUCUUGAUUGAUUAGGUUUUUUUUUUUUUAGAUGAGAUCGGAUUUGAUCAAGAGACUAGGAUCGUGAUUUCUUGAUUAGGGUUAUUUUUCAUUUGAAUCUAGACUAGGUCUUGUAUUUUUUUGGUUGAGAUUUUAAUAUGUGUUCUAUUUUAUUAGUGCAAAGAGCAUGUAAGUAGUGGUAGGCUUUCGUAUUGAAAUGUGCAAUAAGAAUUAGGAUUUAAUU
Messenger RNA from Salvia miltiorrhiza (redroot sage), 1361 nucleotides. RefSeq names its product xyloglucan O-acetyltransferase 2-like. The transcript is spliced from 2 exons. Bases 1 to 1137 code for a protein of 378 amino acids. Gene Ontology annotation, molecular function: O-acetyltransferase activity. NCBI's taxonomy places the organism in Eukaryota, Viridiplantae, Streptophyta, Magnoliopsida, Lamiales, Lamiaceae. Gene Ontology annotation, cellular component: Golgi apparatus. The record is from RefSeq and is a predicted model, not a curated record.